This is a messenger RNA of Myxocyprinus asiaticus (Chinese sucker), 1595 nucleotides long. RefSeq names its product structural maintenance of chromosomes protein 5-like. Lineage: Eukaryota; Metazoa; Chordata; Actinopteri; Cypriniformes; Catostomidae. The coding region runs from base 611 to 1183 and encodes 190 amino acids. The record is from RefSeq and is a predicted model, not a curated record. The transcript has 9 exons. Gene Ontology annotation, molecular function: cysteine-type peptidase activity. Gene Ontology annotation, biological process: proteolysis.
CCUGAACAAUGAACAUCCAUGGCCGCACCUGAAAGGGCUUUUCACGAUGAAGAAGGCUAGUUUGAUUGUGUCAUGUGCGUUUAGCUUGCUCAAGCCAGUUGAGAUAUCAACAUUAAUUCUACGUCUAAUUUGAAGAAACAUAUUGAGCCGCGCGCUGUUUGACUGAAAGGCAGCUGUUUGCGUGCUGGAGUAUCAAGGUAUACAUGCUCGUGUGUUCUGCUAAUGUGGCUAUGCACUUAAACGGUCAAAUACUCUUCAUUACUCCACCAAAAUACCCAUCUUGGCGAGGUAUUAAUGUAAACACAGCAAUAGUAUCCAGCUGCAGACCCGCAGCACCAGCAGUUUCAGAAUAGCAGCGCCAGAACCGCAGCCACAGAACGGAUGUGAGGGACAGAGUUAUUGACAACGAGAUAAGCAUGGCGGAGAGCACGAGACAUGUAACAAUUCAGAGAGGUGAUACGUUACUUCAGCUGCAACAGUGCAACAAGUGUUGCAGCAAUUACCACUGCCCUUUUUGCUCGGCCAGCGUGUUUAAGCCAGCCAAACUGGUCAAAUUAAAAAGUCAUCUUCAAAGCCACUUCAACAAGGCAGUUGUCCAUGGAGCAGUAAGAUGACAGCUAAAAUUGCUCCUGGCACAUGGAUGCUACUGAAAAACAAGGAUGUCCCCCAACAAAUUGGUGGUGUGGACUGUGGAGUCUUCAUGUUGAUGUAUGCUCUACAUCUUGUUUUGGGAGCACCCUUUGAUUUUACAUCUUGCGACUUUCCAAACAUACGGAUAUGGUGGGCUCUUAUUGUUCUGGAGAACUUUGGGGUUUUCUCUGAAAGUAGAGAAUCCCUUCAAGAGGCCCUUCCAAGUGGAGAACAAGCUACGCUUAGCAGCAGUGAGGAGCUCCCAGUAAUCCGACACAUGACAGAAGCUGUGAAAUGGCUCCAUUCCAACAGACAUCUGCUCAGGGGCCCAGUGGAAGAGCCUCUUUUAAUUACAAUGGAUGAAGAGGACAAGGAAAAGGCCCUCAACAAUCUCCUGGAACAAUCAGAAGCUUCCAAAGAGCCCUUCACAUUUCAUUUUGUGUUCAGGGAUGACAUGGAGUUAUUUUUGCAGGAAUGUCAUGACAAAAUUGGCCUAAGAAUGAAUUGUUCAUUUGAGGAAUUUUUAUGUAAUUAUUUGUUGUAUAAAGUUUGAUUGUUUCUUUUAAAAUUAUGUUGCUGUUUGUUUUUUUAUUUUAAUUUUUUAUAAUAAUAUCUAGUUGUAUUGUAGUUAUAUUUUUAUUGAAAUGUUUUAGUUUUCAUAUAGAAAAGUGCAUGCUGCACAUGUUCUUGGCUUUGGAAUAAACGUUUAUUUUGAAUGCUGUGAUUUAAAGUAUAUUUCAUAUUAAAUGGUCAUAAGUUUCUUUAAGCAUUAUUUCUAAUAUCACGAACAGGAAAUAAUACUCACAUAAUACAAUGAAACGGAUAACAUUAUACAAUAAUAUUACACAUGAUUAAUGUUUUAAAAUGCUUAUUGUACUGUACCUUACUGUAUCAUUAUAAUUUAUACAUGUAUGAACUGAAAAGUGGCCUUAUUUAAAAGUAUGAUGUUUCGCAUGUAAUAAAAG